Molecule: messenger RNA, 369 nt
Organism: Scedosporium apiospermum
Lineage: Eukaryota; Fungi; Ascomycota; Sordariomycetes; Microascales; Microascaceae
Exons: 3
Coding region: 1-369 (122 amino acids)
Biological process (GO): mitochondrial respiratory chain complex III assembly
Cellular component (GO): mitochondrial membrane
Source: RefSeq, a predicted model, not a curated record
AUGUCCAAGAAGCCAUUUAACUGGUGGUUGUGGACCAAGGUCCUGCUUGGUGGAGCUGCCAUCUCCGUCGGCGGUCCCUACCUUACCAUGAAGCUCAUCCCAACUCAAGAGGAACUGUUCAAGCGAUACAAUCCCGACCUGCAGAAGAGAAGCUUGGAGAAUAAGGAUAAGAGGGAGCAGGAGUUCGACGAUUUCGUCUCUAUGAUUAAGCAGGCGUCCAAGUCUGACAAGCACAUUUGGAUAUCUCUGAAGGAGAUGGAGGAUGAGAGGAAGAAGAAAGAGAGGGCCCAGAUGCGACAGGAUGCGGCGGAUGCUCGGGCGAGAAGGCAACAGAUGCGUCUCGAGGCUGGACUCGAAGCGACCGAGUAA